Messenger RNA from Cladophialophora bantiana CBS 173.52, 1053 nucleotides. RefSeq lists its product as uncharacterized. The record is from RefSeq and is a predicted model, not a curated record. Gene Ontology annotation, cellular component: transcription factor TFIIE complex. The coding region runs from base 1 to 1053 and encodes 350 amino acids. Lineage: Eukaryota; Fungi; Ascomycota; Eurotiomycetes; Chaetothyriales; Herpotrichiellaceae. The transcript has a single exon. Gene Ontology annotation, biological process: transcription open complex formation at RNA polymerase II promoter; transcription initiation at RNA polymerase II promoter.
AUGGAUGAAGCCAAGACUCUCAUCCGAACGGCUGUGCGCACUUUCUUCCCUCAUCCUAAACAGAUCAUCAUUGUCGACGCUAUCCUCAUGCACUCAGUUCUGCAAAUGGACGACCUGAACAUUCUCCUCAAUUCUCAGCCUAAAGAUAUCAGAAGCCUACUGAACCCUCUCCGCACCGCACGCCUCGUCCAAACACAAUCCCGCAAUGAAGCCAAGAUAGGCUCUACAAGACCCUCUUCAAGAGAAUACUACUAUUGUCCCUUUCACCCGGCAAUAGAUGCAAUCAAAUACAAAAUCGCAAAACUCCGCAAGAAAGUGGAGGCGAUGUAUCAACAAGAUGAGACCAAACGCAAAGACUGGCGCUGUCCCCGCUGCAAAGCGGAAUAUGAAGAACUUGACAUACUCGACAAAGUCGGAGACGAAGGCUUCUACUGCGACAGAUGCCAUGCGACACUGGUCCAAAAUGAACAAGCUGCACAGAAAGACCGCGGCAAUCACGAAAAAAUCAGAAAGCUGAAUGAUCAGCUCAAGAAGUUUGACGACAUGAUCCUCAAGAUCGAUCGCACAGACAUUCCCGAAAACGACUUCGCCUCAGCAUGGGACCGAAAGAAAGACGUCCCCCGACAGCAGGGAAGUGGUAAAACAGACAACUCGGAACAGUAUGUUCCUCUACAGAGAGGCAACAGAUACUACGACUACAAGAGAAGCGGCCCAGAGAUGGUCGACGUCAAAAACCUCACCGUCAACUUGACUAGUGGUGAGGAACAGGAGCGUGAGGAAGCAGAGCGCAAAGAAGAGCGCAGGAAAUUUCUCGCCAAGCAGAAUCAACUGCCAGUGUGGUAUACAAGCAGUGCAAUCGGGGCUACCACCAAUGGAACCGCCACGGCUGCUACCACUCCAGAUGAAGACGACACAGCAGAAGCUGAAGCUGAAGCAGAAGACGACUUUGAAGACGUCAUGGAUGUCAAACCAAGCAAUGGCAUCAAAAGAGAAUAUGAAGUCGCAUUUGAAGGCGACUCAGAGGAAGAUGAAGAGUUCGAAGAUGCAGUUUAA